AUGGCGAAGGCUCGUGUGAAGAAGCGCACCCAUCUUCGGGCGCAAAAUGCCUCUGCAGCUGCGGCUGGCAAAGGUUCAGCGUCGUCGAUGACCAAGGCCCCCAAGUCUAUGGUCAUCCGAGUGGGCGCUUCUCAAGUCGGCACCAGCGUGACGCAGCUGGUCAAGGAUGUUCGCCGAAUGAUGGAGCCUGAUACUGCCGUGCGAUUGAAGGAACGGAAAUCUAACCGACUUCGCGACUAUACCGUGAUGGCCGGCCCCCUCGGUGUCACUCACUUGAUGCUUUUCUCCAAAUCCAAAACAGGAAACACAAAUAUGCGACUCGCUGUGACUCCCCGUGGACCGACUCUUCAUUUCCAAGUUGAGAACUAUUCGCUUUGCAAGGACGUCGAGCGUUCAUUGAAGCGUCCACGUAGCGGUGGACAAGAUCACAAGACUCCCCCUUUGCUUGUGAUGAACAACUUCAAUUCUCCUCACGCUACCGAAGACUCAAAAGUACCCAAGCGUCUCGAGUCCCUUACGACCACCAUCUUCCAGUCUCUUUUUCCUCCAAUCAACCCGCAAGCCCAACCUCUCUCCUCGAUUCGCCGCGUUAUGCUCUUAAACAGAGAACCCAGUGAAUCUGACGACGGCUCGUACGUUCUUCACCUACGACACUACGCAAUUGCAACAAAGAAGACGGGUGUCUCAAAACGUAUCCGCCGCUUGGACCCCAAGGAGAUUCGCAAUCGGGAAAAGAAGAAGGCAGCCGUGCCCAACUUGGGCAAGCUAGAAGAUGCUGCUGAUUAUCUACUGGAUCCAUCGGCCGCCGGAUACACCUCUGCGAGUGAAACCGAACUCGACACCGACGCGGAAGUCGAAGUUGCGGAAAGCACAACCCGCAAGAUUCUCAACAAACGAGAGGCGCAACGCCAAAAGGCUGGCGACAAGGCUCAGAAGAAGGUGGACACGCCUGGAGUUGAGAAACGCGCGGUCAAGUUGGUCGAGUUGGGUCCACGCAUGAAACUCCGUCUGAUGAAGGUCGAGGACGGCGUUUGCGAGGGCAAGAUCAUGUGGCACGACUUCAUUACCAAGUCUGCGGCGGAAGUGAAGUCCUUGGACAAGAGCUGGGAAAAGCGUCGCAAGGAGAAGGAACAGCGCAAGAAGCAGCAGAAGGAGAAUGUUGAAAGAAAGAAGGCAGAAAAGGCCAAAGCUAAGGCCAAUGGGGAGGAAGUUGACGAGGAUGAGGAUGAGGACAUGGAUGAGAUGGACGAGGAGGAUGGCGAAUGGCUCAGUGACUACGAUGACGAUGAUAAUGACGAGGAACCCGAAGCCGAUUCUGAUGACUCCAUGCAGGAGUGA
Molecule: messenger RNA, 1338 nt
Organism: Penicillium diatomitis
Lineage: Eukaryota; Fungi; Ascomycota; Eurotiomycetes; Eurotiales; Aspergillaceae
Product: Brix domain-containing protein
Exons: 2
Coding region: 1-1338 (445 amino acids)
Biological process (GO): ribosomal large subunit assembly; rRNA processing
Cellular component (GO): preribosome, large subunit precursor
Molecular function (GO): rRNA binding
Source: RefSeq, a predicted model, not a curated record